This is a messenger RNA of Acyrthosiphon pisum (pea aphid), 1825 nucleotides long. Its product is annotated as methyl farnesoate epoxidase-like. Gene Ontology annotation, biological process: xenobiotic metabolic process. NCBI's taxonomy places the organism in Eukaryota, Metazoa, Arthropoda, Insecta, Hemiptera, Aphididae. The coding region runs from base 99 to 1586 and encodes 495 amino acids. The transcript is spliced from 8 exons. Gene Ontology annotation, cellular component: cytoplasm; intracellular membrane-bounded organelle. The record is from RefSeq and is a predicted model, not a curated record. Gene Ontology annotation, molecular function: oxidoreductase activity, acting on paired donors, with incorporation or reduction of molecular oxygen, reduced flavin or flavoprotein as one donor, and incorporation of one atom of oxygen; heme binding; iron ion binding.
GUUAAUCCAUUCAUUCUGUGUGCAGACAGUAGACUGCACGCUUCAGGAAAACCCUUUCUGUCUAUGUCAUAUAAUAUAAUUUUUAUAAUCAACUUAAAAUGUUUAUCGCAGCCGCAACUAUUACUAUUUUUAUAAUUUUUUGUUUUUUAGAUAUUAUUACAUCGCCCAAAUAUCCAUCAGGACCAACAAGAGUUCCUUUGCUUGGCAACUUUUUAGAAAUCCAAAAGCUCAAGAAUAAAUUAGGAUUCUAUCACUUGGUUUGGGAUAAGUUGGCCAAAUGUUACGGCCAAGUGUAUUCUGUAAAAUUUGGUCCAAUAGAAACAGUAGUAGUUUCUGGAUAUGAUGCAGUACGAGAAGUAUUGUCCAAAGACGACUUUGAUGGACAAGCAGAUGGAUUUUUUUUCAGAACCAGAGCUUUUUAUAAGAAAUUAGGCAUAGUAUUUGUUGAUGGACCAAUGUGGACCGAGCAGAGAAAAUUUUGCAUGCGACAUUUACAAAAAUUGGGAUUUUGUGGUGAUGUAAUGGAAAAAAUUGUAAUUGAAGAAGUCAACGAUCUCGUAUUAGACAUAACGAGAAAAUAUGAGAAUGGUAAAUCAAUUGAAGUGCGUGGCUUAUUCGAAGUAUCAGUUUUAAACGGUCUUUGGGCAAUGUUAGCCGGUGGUAGAUUUUCAUUGAAUGAUUCUAGACUUGCACGAGUUGUAGAAUUAAUACAUGAAAGUCUUAGAAUAUUAGAUAUGCCAGGAGGGAUAUUAAACCAGUGGCCAUUCAUUCGGUAUUUAGCACCCAAAUUGUCUAGAAAUAAACACCUCAAACAAAUAAUUAACGAAUUAUAUAUACUAUUAAAAGAAUCAGUAGAAGAGCACAAAUGCAGUGAAAAUGAUCAAGAAGACUUUAUAAGUGCAUUUUUGAUGGAUAUUGAGAAAAAUAAAAAAUCUCUGGGGUCGUUUUCAGAAGAACAGCUUGUUGUUAUACUAUUGGAUUUGUUUUUAGCUGGGUCAGAAACCACAAGCAUCACGUUGUCAUCUGUAAUUUUACAUCUCCUUAUGAAUCAAGAUAUUCAAACCAAAGUACGUGCAGAGUUGGAUGCAGUAAUUGGAGAUCGAGAAAUUCUUCCUUCAGAUAGAAAAAGAUUGAACUAUCUUGAAGCCGUAUUUAUGGAAGUUCAGAGACAUAGUAACGUUGUUCCGUUAGCAAUCGCUACCAAUAGAACUAUUCGAAAAACCACCCUACAAGACUAUAUAAUACCUAAAGAUACACUAGUAUUGGCGAGUAUAUGGAGUGUUCAUAUGGAUGAGCAGCAUUGGGGUGAUCCCGAGGUAUUUCGACCGGAAAGAUUUUUGGAUAGUAAAGGAAAAAUUAUAAAUGAUAGUUGGCUUAUGCCAUUUGGUGUUGGUAAACGAAGGUGCCUUGGAGAGAAAUUGGCUAAGACGUAUAUAUUUAUGUUCAUUGCAAAAUUGAUUCAACAUUUUGAGAUACGAAUUCCGACCGAUAUCCAAUUGCCAGAUAAGCCUCAAAAUGGUGUUAAUAUUUCUCAAACUCCAGUGUCUGUUUUUUUUAUACCCAGACGUUGUUUAAAAGCCAAUUAAAUACAAUUUAAGAAUCGUAAUUUUUUUUAAAAAAUUAACAAUAUUUUUAAGUAUACAUAUCUUGCUAGUUACAUAAUAAACAUCACUAUAUAUAUAUACCACAAACUAUAAAUUGCACUGUAUCAUAUUAUUACCUUCUUUAUAUUAUAUUAUAUGUAAUAUCCUAUAUGUUAUCAUAUUAUAACAUACUACGUUUAAUUGUUAUAUCUAAUCGUGUUUGCACUUUCAAUUGUAUCCAA